Molecule: messenger RNA, 1484 nt
Organism: Aphis gossypii (cotton aphid)
Lineage: Eukaryota; Metazoa; Arthropoda; Insecta; Hemiptera; Aphididae
Exons: 5
Coding region: 395-1009 (204 amino acids)
Molecular function (GO): GTP binding; GTPase activity
Source: RefSeq, a predicted model, not a curated record
UUAUGUAAUAAGUACUUUGUCUUAACAUAUUUUAUUUUUAUAAUUAUUUUCUCUUCCUUCAAUUUUAUUGAUUGCGCAACAAAUCUAAAUUAAUAUAUUAUUAACUAGACUAGAUAAUAGUUGGCAAUUUUAUUACCUACUUAAUUAAAAAAUAAAAUAUUUCAUUUAUACUUCUUUGUUUUUACUGAUUGAAACCUUACAAAGUUGAAUAGCUAUCACUUUACUCUCACAUUUAAUCCUAAUCAGUAAAUUUCAAUGUUUGUUUUUUUUUUUUUUAAUAUUUUUAACUAUUAGCCCAUAGGUAGUUUAUUUUAACCAACUGUGGGUUAAAAACGUUAUACUUAAAAUAAUCGAAUAAAAUUGCAAACAAAAAUAGUUAUAAUAUAUUUUAACAAUGAAGAGAUUAUCUGCCAAAUUAGUAUUCAUGGGCUCUCAGGGAGUGGGUAAAUCAAGUAUAAUCACUAGAUACAUAAAAGGUGAUUUCAAAAAGGAAUGCGAAGCAACAAUUGGUGCUUCAUUUAUGUAUGCUAAAGUUACAUUACGAGACUAUCAAAUUACUUUAAAAGUUUGGGAUACAGCUGGACAAGAGCGGUUUCGUAGCUUAGUUCCAAUGUAUUACAGAAAUGCAGAUGCAGUUGCUAUUGUUUUUGACGUAUCAGACAGAGACUCAUUCAAUCAAGUUAAAAAUUGGAUAAAUGAAGUAAGAAAAAAUACAGACACACCUGUGGUUUAUUAUGUAGUUGGUAACAAAACGGAUCUAUUAGAUUCACGAACAAUAAUGUAUGAUGAAGGUGAAGAAUUUGCUAAUUCAGUGAAUGCCCAUUAUUGGGAAACUAGUGUUUACUCAAAUACAGGUAUUCAAGACUUAUUCACAAAAAUUGGUAGAAAUCUUAUAGAAAUAGUAGAAAGUUCAAAACCACCAGCGAAUUUAAAAGUUGAAAUUGAUCCAGAAGAAGUUCCUAACAAUGAUAGGAUAAAUAAUUCUAAGAUACAAUGUUGUACUAAUUAAUGAUUUAAUUUAAUUUGUCUAUAAAUCUCCUUAAACACCUUUAAAGAUUUGACAUUAAAUAGUGUGAACAGGGCUUUAUGAAUGUAUAUGUGUAAUAUAUUUAACGUUAUACUGAGUGAUUAUUAUAACACUAAAGGUAAAAAAUAAAAUAAUACUUUUCAAAAUAAUUAUUUUUUUUCCAUUUAAACACUUUAUUUAUGAAUUGUAUUAUCUAUUAUGACAUAACUAAGUACUAUUCACUAGGUUUUAAUAUUAAUCUAUUGUGUUUUUUUUUUGUAAAAUAUAAAGACAUUUUAAAUUGAAAACAAAUAUUCUCAUUGUUUCUUAAGUAUAAAGUUUAUUACAGUUAAUUUCUAAGUAUAAAUUGUGUUACUAUAAUCAUAUUACUUUUUUAUACUUUUAAUUAUAAGUAUAAGUGUUUUGUUAAUAAGAAUGUACACAUUUUUUAUAUGCAUACAAAAGUUUAAAAUAGCUG